AGAAGAGGGGGGAGCGAAGGACUGACUGUGCAAGUCAAAGAAUUUUCUUAGAAGGAUUUUAAGCGAGAGAGCCGCUUCUCCUGGUUUCCAUCUGCUGCCUUUUAUGGUAAAACGGUGGAGGGGGAUUGGGUGUAGAAGUGAAGCCCGGACUGGACGAGGGCUCAGUCAGACACACUCACAACAGGAGCAGGGAGAGAGCGUGUGCGGGACACUGGGGACGCUUGAGACGGCAGCACACAGCAUCACCCGGCUCAUGGGAACAAUACACACGUCAAGGACUCAGACAGACCAGACUGAAUGGCAGAAGUAAAGAUGACCGAGCGUUAUGACUGCCACUACUGCAAGGAGUCUCUGUUUGGGCAGAAGUAUGUUCUUCGUGAGGAAAACCCUUACUGUGUGAAGUGCUACGAGAGCCUGUACUCCAACACCUGCGAGGAGUGCAAGAAAGCCAUCGGCUGCAACAGCAGGGAUCUGUCCUACAAGGACCGUCACUGGCACGAGGACUGUUUCCACUGCUUCCAGUGCAAGCGCUCACUGGUGGACAAGCCUUUCUCCACCAAAGACGAGCAGCUGCUGUGCACCGAGUGCUAUUCUAAUGAGUACUCCUCCAAAUGCCAUGAGUGCAAGAAGACCAUCAUGCCUGGCUCCAGGAAAAUGGAGCAUAAAGGAAACAGCUGGCAUGAGACCUGCUUUACUUGCCAGCGCUGCCAGCAGCCGAUCGGCACCAAGAGCUUCAUCCCCAAAGACAACCAGAACUAUUGCGUGCCCUGCUACGAAAAGCAGUUCGCCAUGCAGUGUGUUCACUGCAAGAAGCCCAUCACCACUGGCGGUGUGACGUACCAUGAGCAGCCGUGGCACAAGGACUGUUUCCUGUGCACCGGCUGUAAGCAGCAGCUCUCUGGCCAGCGCUUCACCUCUCGUGAUGACUUUGCCUACUGCCUUAACUGCUUCUGCAACUUGUAUGCCAAGAAAUGUGCUUCCUGCACCACCCCCAUCAGCGGACUCGGAGGAAGCAAGUACAUCUCCUUUGAGGAGCGCCAGUGGCACAACGACUGUUUCAACUGCAACAAGUGCUCCGUGUCUCUGGUGGGCAGAGGGUUCCUCACGGAGAGAGACCACAUCCUGUGUCCCGAGUGUGGAAAAGACAUGUGAAAGCGUGCAAGGAAAAAAUACAAGCGUGCAUGACAAAGCAUGAAACAGUGUGAGCAAUGAAUACAUUUAGGUACUCCGUGGAAACAGUAAGCAUUGAUAAAGCAGAGAUUAUAACAGUGUAUGAACAGCAAGAAGCAGAUUUUCUUUAUUUCAGGAGAGACAUUUCAGCUUGCUUUAACUUGGAGACAGAAGAAGAGAAUUGAUUCUAAAGAUUAAGCUGUAAAUGUGAGGAUAAUUACC
Molecule: messenger RNA, 1392 nt
Organism: Carassius auratus (goldfish)
Lineage: Eukaryota; Metazoa; Chordata; Actinopteri; Cypriniformes; Cyprinidae
Product: four and a half LIM domains protein 2
Exons: 6
Coding region: 298-1152 (284 amino acids)
Cellular component (GO): Z disc; nucleus
Molecular function (GO): transcription coregulator activity
Source: RefSeq, a predicted model, not a curated record